ACAGCUCUGGGGGCUGCUGAAGUCCAGAAUGAAGCAAAGAGCAGCAGAAGCGAGCGCUGCAGUGGGAGCGGAGGAGCCCAAGCAUCACCAGGAGCCGGAGCCAGCCAUUCUCCCUGCUGGGAGCAACUGGGGGCACCCAGGGACCCUGCAGCCCUGUCCCCACGGGGGAACUGCCUCCAGCACAGCCACCGAACCCGCUGCCAGCUCCUGCACAGCCAGCCCUGGGCAAGAAGAGGGGAAGGGGCUGGUGGUCCUGGGGACCCAGGGUUCAACUCAGCCCUUCAGUGGAUCAGCCCUGCCAUGGUCAGGCUAGGAGCCUGAGCAGAUCCCUUGGAAAGGGGUGAAGGAUGGCUGCAGAGGGAGAGGGAGCUAAGCCCGUUGCCCGGUCCAGGAUGGAGAACUUCCGAAAGGUGAGGACCUCAGAAGAGGAGAUCCCCUUGCCCUUCUCUGACCUGCCCCCAGAUGUGGUGGAAAUGAAAGUGAAGGAGGGCAGCAAGAUCAGGAACCUGAUGAACUUUGCCAUGGCUCAGAUGGAGCUGAAGGGCAGCCGGCAGAUCAUCUUCAGUGGCUGCGGCAGGGCAGUCACCAAGACCAUCACCUGCGUAGAGAUUAUGAAGCGAAAGCUGGGAGGGCUUCACCAGGUCACCAAGGUGCGCUACAAAACCUUGCUGGAGGUCUGGGAGAACCAGGACCCACCGCCUGGCAGCCCAGUGCAAAACCUGACCGUCCACAAGAACGUCCCCUCCAUCUGCAUCCUCCUCUCUCGAGAUCCCCUGGACCCCAACCAGAAUGGCUACCAGCCCCCAGAGCCCCAGCCUGGGCUCAGCCAGGCAGGAGAAGACACAUCCAACUCCUCCACCAAGGGGCUGAAGCGGUCAAUGCCACCUCCCCACAAGGAGCUGUUGCCCAAGAAGUUGCAGGUACAGGUGCCCGACAGCUCGAGGGGCUCAGGGAUCACGGACAGCCAGCUGGAUUGCCACCACUGACCCCACCUCUCGCCUGACCAGCCUCACACUGGGUAUAUAGGCAGGAUUGUGCCCUCUAGCCAGGCAGGGGACGCGCACUGGAGAAAUUGCGGGGGUUUUAGCUGCUUUGUUGUGGAUAGAGGCAGCAUUGUGCUCACCCCAGGGUCACCGGUGUGCUUCAAGGCUGUUUCCGACACGCUGCCGCUGCUCCAGGUGACCCCCGUGCAUGAGGACUUGCUGCUAGGGGUAGCACAUCCAUGGAUUUGGGGAGAGGGGGAAAGGGUUAACCCUGCCAGCCCUAUGGGAUGUGCAGGGGGGAGCUGCUGCAAUGCCACCACGGAGCUUGAGCCCUUGCUGCCUUUCUCCUGGCCCACCAUUGCUUCCCACCUGUCACAUCUCAGCCAUCGGGAAAGACGCUUUUGCCCCAAACCUGCUGGAGCAACACCUUCGUUAACAGAACGACCGCAAUUAUGCCCAGCGAGGAGCUGUCAGGUUUAUUAAUGCCGGGCUCAGUGCCCCACGGUGCCGUGAUUCAUCCCAAAUAAAACAAACGAGCAGCAGGUCGCUACCUCCCGGCGCUGCGGAGCCGAGCGCUGCCUGCCUACCGGACAGCAGAAGGAAAUAAAACAUCCCUCCUCCUCCUUCUUCUUCCCACGCUGGACAUUCAGGUCUUUGCUCUCUCCUGGAGGCGUUUGUAGGGUUUGGAGUGGUGGGAGCAUUAGGUGGGUUCUUGUCGUGGCUGGAUGCAGUGUCCGGUGCAGGAUGGGGAGGUUUUGGGGUUGUGGGCUGACAUCCUAGGAAAGCCCUUUGGAGUAAAUCCCUGUUUCUUCCAGGGGCUAAAGGGA
This is a messenger RNA of Cuculus canorus (common cuckoo), 1810 nucleotides long. It is a transcript of the gene RPP25, whose product is annotated as ribonuclease P and MRP subunit p25. The coding region runs from base 348 to 986 and encodes 212 amino acids. NCBI's taxonomy places the organism in Eukaryota, Metazoa, Chordata, Aves, Cuculiformes, Cuculidae. Gene Ontology annotation, cellular component: ribonuclease MRP complex. Gene Ontology annotation, molecular function: RNA binding. Gene Ontology annotation, biological process: tRNA 5'-leader removal. The transcript has a single exon. The record is from RefSeq and is a predicted model, not a curated record.